AGAUAAUGAGCAGCUCCUUGUCAUCAUUCAUCGUACGUGUACUUCUCCUCUGUGCACUUAUCGCUCUAUCAAGCGGCUACUACUUGGCAAUGGAAGCACCAGAAGAAGGCGGUUGGCGGGCCGCUAAAAAGUCACAACUUCGAGCGCUUGCCGGUUCACGAAACUGCUUCUUCUCACCAAUCAACUGCGUCAUCACUCACGAUAUGUCCACCUACAGAAAACUUGCCGGUUCCAGCUAGAGGGUCUCCCAGGGUCAUGCACGAUCCGCGCAACGUUGCAUGUAGUCUUCGCCGGCCGGUAAAUCCAAUCUCAUCAGCCAAAUGAUCUCAAACAAUCAAACUCAUCCAUUCGACCACGAGUAGUCAGUAUUUCUUUUUCAAGAUAUGCAGAGGUGAAAUCCCAUUUUCCUUUACUUACGAUUUUUAUUACUGAUUGCCAAGUGUACCCAUCACACUCGUCGA
Molecule: messenger RNA, 461 nt
Organism: Cylicocyclus nassatus
Lineage: Eukaryota; Metazoa; Nematoda; Chromadorea; Rhabditida; Strongylidae
Source: the annotation of a GenBank genome assembly